Molecule: messenger RNA, 537 nt
Organism: Solanum lycopersicum (tomato)
Lineage: Eukaryota; Viridiplantae; Streptophyta; Magnoliopsida; Solanales; Solanaceae
Product: 18.1 kDa class I heat shock protein
Biological process (GO): response to heat; response to hydrogen peroxide; protein complex oligomerization
Source: RefSeq, a predicted model, not a curated record
ACAGAAGACAACAAGGAAAUACAAUUAAUUAGCUGAUUUAAGUGGGGAAAACAAAGAUGUGCAGCUUAUUGAGGAGCAGUGAUCCAAUUGUUGGGAUGAUGAAUAUGUGUCCUGUUUUGAGUACUCCAAUUGACUGGAAAGAAACAUCUCAAGCUCACUGCUUCUUCGUCGAUCUUCCAGGGCUCAGCAAAGAGGAUGUGAAAGUGGAAGUGGACAAUGGAAGAGUAGUGAAAAUUAGUGGUAAGUGGAAAGCAGAAGAAGAAAUUGGAGAUGAAAAUGAGAAGAAGAAUUUAUGGCAUAGAGUGGAACGUAAUAGGGGUGAUUUCUGCAGGAAGUUUAGGCUUCCAAAAAAUAUAAUGGCAGAUCGACUCGAGGCAUCCAUGGAAAAUGGUGUCCUUGUUCUCACCGUACCUAAACAACAACUCAAAAAACCCUUCUCCAAAGUAAUUGAAAUUGAAGAAAAAUAAACAUGAACUUUAAGUUAUUAUUAUUGUGGAUUGCAAUUCGAAUGAAUAAAUAAAUCGUCUGUUGAUUCCA